UUAUUGGACUCGAAAGCACAACAAACAGAACUGGAAUGGAUUUCCUCUCCACCUAGUGGGUGGGAAGAAAUUAGUGGUUUGGAUGAGAACUACACUCCGAUAAGAACAUACCAGGUGUGCCAGGUGAUGGAGCCCAACCAGAACAACUGGCUGCGGACUAACUGGAUUUCUAAAGGCAAUGCACAAAGGAUUUUUGUAGAAUUGAAAUUCACCUUGAGAGAUUGUAAUAGUCUUCCCGGAGUACUGGGAACUUGCAAGGAAACCUUUAAUUUGUACUAUUAUGAAACAGACUACGACACCGGCAGGAAUAUAAGAGAAAACCUUUACGUAAAAAUAGACACCAUUGCUGCAGAUGAAAGUUUUACACAAGGUGACCUUGGUGAAAGAAAGAUGAAGCUGAACACUGAGGUGAGAGAGAUUGGACCUUUGUCCAAAAAGGGAUUCUAUCUUGCCUUUCAGGAUGUAGGGGCCUGCAUAGCAUUGGUUUCUGUCAAAGUAUACUACAAGAAGUGCUGGUCCAUUAUUGAGAACUUAGCUGUCUUUCCAGAUACAGUGACUGGUUCAGAAUUUUCCUCCUUAGUUGAGGUUCGUGGGACAUGUGUCAGCAGUGCCGAGGAAGAGGCAGAAAAUUCACCCAGGAUGCAUUGCAGUGCAGAAGGAGAGUGGUUAGUACCCAUUGGAAAAUGUAUCUGCAAAGCAGGCUACCAGCAAAAAGGGGACACUUGUGAACCCUGUGGCCGCAGGUUCUACAAAUCUUCCUCACAAGAUCUCCAGUGUUCUCGCUGUCCAACCCACAGCUUCUCUGACAGAGAAGGAUCCUCAAGAUGUGAAUGUGAAGAUGGGUACUACAGAGCUCCUUCUGACCCGCCAUAUGUCGCAUGCACAAGGCCUCCUUCUGCACCACAGAACCUUAUUUUCAACAUCAAUCAAACCACCGUAAGCUUGGAAUGGAGUCCUCCAGCUGACAAUGGGGGAAGAAAUGAUGUCACCUACAGAAUAUUGUGUAAGCGGUGCAGUUGGGAGCAAGGAGAAUGUGUUCCAUGUGGAAGUAACAUUGGAUAUAUGCCCCAGCAGACGGGAUUAGAGGAUAACUAUGUCACUGUCAUGGACCUGCUUGCCCAUGCAAAUUACACUUUCGAAGUGGAAGCUGUAAAUGGAGUUUCUGACUUAAGCCGAUCCCAGAGGCUCUUUGCAGCUGUUAGCGUCACCACUGGUCAAGCAGCUCCCUCGCAAGUGAGUGGAGUAAUGAAGGAGCGAGUGCUUCAGCGGAGUGUGGAGCUUUCCUGGCAGGAACCAGAGCAUCCCAAUGGAGUCAUCACGGAAUACACGGAAUAUGAAAUCAAGUAUUAUGAAAAAGAUCAACGAGAAAGGACCUACUUAACACUGAAAACCAAGUCCACCUCAGCCUCCAUUAAUAAUCUCAAGCCAGGAACAGUGUAUGUUUUUCAGAUCCGGGCUUUCACUGCUGCAGGUUAUGGAAAUUACAGCCCCAGGCUUGAUGUUGCCACUCUAGAGGAAGCUACAGGUAAAAUGUUUGAAGCGACAGCAGUCUCCAGUGAACAGAAUCCUGUUAUCAUAAUUGCUGUGGUGGCUGUAGCAGGGACCAUCAUCUUGGUGUUCAUGGUGUUCGGCUUCAUCAUUGGAAGAAGGCACUGUGGUUAUAGCAAGGCUGACCAAGAAGGGGAUGAAGAACUCUACUUUCAUUUUAAAUUUCCAGGCACCAAAACCUACAUUGACCCUGAAACCUAUGAGGACCCAAAUAGAGCUGUCCAUCAAUUCGCCAAGGAGCUAGAUGCCUCCUGUAUUAAAAUUGAGCGUGUGAUUGGUGCAGGAGAAUUUGGAGAAGUUUUUUCAGUGGCCAUAAAAAGCAUAAAAGUUGGUUACACAGAAAAACAAAGGAGGGACUUUUUAUGCGAAGCAAGCAUCAUGGGGCAGUUUGACCACCCAAAUGUCGUCCAUUUGGAAGGGGUUGUUACAAGAGGGAAGCCUGUCAUGAUCGUGAUUGAGUUCAUGGAAAAUGGAGCCCUGGAUGCGUUUCUCAGGAAACAUGAUGGGCAAUUUACAGUCAUUCAGUUAGUAGGAAUGCUGAGAGGAAUUGCUGCUGGGAUGAGAUAUUUGGCUGAUAUGGGAUAUGUUCACAGGGAUCUUGCAGCUCGAAAUAUUCUUGUCAACAGCAAUCUUGUUUGUAAAGUGUCAGAUUUUGGCCUGUCCCGGGUUAUAGAGGAUGAUCCUGAAGCUGUCUACACAACUACUGGUGGAAAAAUUCCAGUAAGGUGGACUGCACCUGAAGCCAUUCAAUACCGGAAGUUCACCUCAGCCAGUGAUGUGUGGAGCUAUGGGAUUGUCAUGUGGGAAGUAAUGUCUUAUGGAGAGCGACCUUACUGGGACAUGUCGAAUCAAGAUGUCAUAAAAGCAAUAGAAGAAGGUUAUCGUUUACCAGCACCCAUGGACUGCCCAGCUGGUCUUCACCAGUUAAUGCUGGAUUGUUGGCAGAAAGAACGGGCAGAGCGGCCAAAGUUUGAGCAGAUAGUCGGAAUUCUAGACAAAAUGAUUCGAAACCCAAGUAGUCUGAAAACACCCCUGGGAACUUGUAGUAGGCCCAUAAGCCCUCUUCUGGAUCAGAGCACUCCUGACUUCACUGCCUUUUGUUCAGUUGGAGAAUGGUUGCAAGCUAUUAAGAUGGAAAGGUAUAAGGAUAACUUCACCGCAGCAGGUUAUAACUCACUUGAGUCGGUGGCCAGGAUGACUAUUGAUGAUGUGAUGAGUUUAGGGAUCACACUGGUUGGCCAUCAAAAGAAGAUCAUGAGCAGCAUCCAGACUAUGCGAGCGCAAAUGCUGCAUUUACAUGGAACAGGCAUCCAAGUGUGA
Messenger RNA from Cricetulus griseus (Chinese hamster), 2868 nucleotides. The record is from RefSeq and is a predicted model, not a curated record. Lineage: Eukaryota; Metazoa; Chordata; Mammalia; Rodentia; Cricetidae.